Molecule: messenger RNA, 6054 nt
Organism: Melopsittacus undulatus (budgerigar)
Lineage: Eukaryota; Metazoa; Chordata; Aves; Psittaciformes; Psittaculidae
Gene: ASAP1
Product: ArfGAP with SH3 domain, ankyrin repeat and PH domain 1
Exons: 24
Coding region: 289-3276 (995 amino acids)
Biological process (GO): positive regulation of GTPase activity; positive regulation of membrane tubulation; cilium assembly
Cellular component (GO): cytoplasm; podosome
Molecular function (GO): GTPase activator activity; protein binding
Source: RefSeq, a predicted model, not a curated record
UGUGGGGGCCUUUCCCCCUUCACCUCCUGUCCGGGAGGAGGAGGGGGCGGCCGGGAGAAAGGCUGGAUGUGGAGGCUGAAGCCUCAGCCUCUGUCUGCGGUUCCGCGGCUUUGAUGCUGCGGGUCUCUGCUGGCUGCUAACAUCUUCCCUCUGUUUUUGUUUUUUCUUUUUUUUUUUCUUCCUUCCUUAUUUUUUUUUCCCCCUCCACCUUCCUCCCCAAAACUUGGCUUCGCCUUCUUCGGAUCUGUGUGUUCGGCUCCUUCUGGGCUUUACCGGUGGGGUAGGAUCAUGCCGGACCAGAUCACCGUGUCGGAGUUCAUCGCCGAGACUACAGAGGAUUACAACUCCCCGACCACCUCCAGCUUCACCACCCGGUUGCAGAACUGCAGAAAUACGGUCACGCUGCUGGAAGAGGCAUUGGAUCAAGACAGAACUGCUCUACAGAAGGUGAAAAAAUCUGUGAAAGCAAUAUAUAAUUCGGGGCAAGAUCAUGUCCAAAAUGAAGAAAACUAUGCACAAGUCCUAGAUAAAUUUGGAAGUAAUUUUUUAAGUCGGGAUAAUCCAGAUCUUGGCACAGCUUUUGUAAAGUUUUCCACACUUACUAAAGAAUUAUCAACGCUGCUGAAGAACCUGCUCCAAGGUUUAAGCCACAAUGUUAUUUUCACUUUGGAUUCUCUCUUAAAAGGAGACCUGAAAGGUGUUAAAGGGAUAAAGCAGACACAAGAUGAAGAAAAGAAACAACUUACUGCCCUUCGUGAUUUGAUAAAAUCUUCUCUGCAGCUUGAUCAGAAGGAGGAUUCACAGAGCAGGCAAGGAGGAUAUAGUAUGCAUCAGCUGCAGGGGAAUAAGGAAUAUGGUAGUGAGAAGAAAGGCUAUCUUUUAAAGAAGAGUGAUGGGUUAAGAAAAGUAUGGCAAAGAAGAAAGUGCACUGUUAAAAAUGGGAUUCUUACCAUAUCACAUGCAACGUCCAACAGGCAACCAGCUAAACUGAAUUUAUUGACCUGCCAGGUGAAGCCAAACGCUGAAGAUAAGAAGUCUUUUGAUCUAAUAUCACAUAACAGAACAUACCACUUUCAAGCAGAAGAUGAACAGGAAUACGUAGCAUGGAUAUCAGUAUUGACUAACAGCAAAGAAGAAGCAUUAAAUAUGGCAUUCCGUGGAGAGCAGAGCACAGGGGAGAACAGUUUAGAGGAUCUGACAAAAGCCAUUAUUGAUGACAUACAGAGAUUACCCGGAAAUGAAGUCUGUUGUGAUUGUGGCUCACCAGAUCCAACAUGGCUAUCAACUAAUUUGGGCAUUUUAACCUGCAUUGAGUGUUCUGGAAUACACAGAGAAAUGGGUGUCCAUAUUUCUCGAAUCCAGUCUUUGGAAUUAGACAAAUUAGGAACGUCUGAACUCUUGCUGGCCAAGAAUGUAGGAAAUACUAGUUUUAAUGAUAUUAUGGAAGGGAAUUUACCCAGUCCUUCACCUAAACCCACUCCAUCAAGUGAUAUGACUGCACGUAAAGAAUUUAUCACUGCUAAAUAUGUAGAUCAUAAGUUCUCCAGGAAGACUUGUGCAUCUGCAGCAGCUAAACUGAGUGAAUUACUUGAGGCUGUCAAAUCCAGGGAUUUACUUGCACUAAUUCAAGUCUAUGCAGAGGGGGUAGAGCUAAUGGAGCCACUGUUAGAGCCUGGACAGGAGCCAGGUGAAACAGCACUUCAUUUAGCAGUCCGGACUGCUGACCAAACCUCUCUCCAUCUGGUUGACUUCCUUGUACAAAACUGUGGAAACCUGGAUAAGCAGACAGCGCUGGGCAAUACAGUUCUACACUACUGCAGUAUGUAUAAUAAGCCUGAGUGUUUGAAAUUGCUUUUGAGGGGGAAGCCAACUAUCGAUGUAGUCAACCAAGCUGGAGAGACUGCUCUGGACACGGCAAAAAGAGUGAAGGCUGUCCAGUGUGAGGAACUGCUUUCUCAAGCCAAGGCAGGAAAGUUAAACCCACACGUCCACGUAGAGUACGAAUGGAAUCUUCGGCAGGAAGAGAUCGAUGAAAGUGAUGAUGACUUAGAUGAUAAACCUAGCCCCAUAAAAAAAGAAAGAUCUCCAAGACCCCAAAGUUUCUGUCACUCUUCGAGCAUUUCUCCUCAAGAGAAAAUGACUCAUCCUGCAUUUAGCACUCCCAGAGACAAGCAAAGACUCUCCUAUGGAGCUUUUACCAAUCAGAUCUUCGCUUCUACAAGCACAGAUUCACCCACCUCUCCAACUGCCGACGCUCCUCCUCUUCCUCCUAGAAAUGCAGGCAAAGGCCCACCUUCAACCCUCCCUCUAAGCACUCAAACCUCUAGUGGCAGCUCCACUCUUUCCAAGAAGAGACCACCUCCCCCACCCCCAGGACACAAAAGAACCCUCUCUGACCCACCAAGCCCACUACCUCAUGGACCCCAGAAUAAGGGCCCAAUUCCUUGGGGUAAUGAUUUGGGCCCACCUUCAACUAAGGCUGCAAACAAGUUUGAGGGGAUGUCUCAGCAGUCAAGCACUGGGACUGCAAAGACUGCACUUGGCCCUAGAGUUCUUCCCAAACUACCUCAAAAAGUGGCACUAAGAAAAAUAGAAACCAGUCAUCAUCUUUCAAUAGAUAAAUCCCAUCAGCACGCGGAAAUGUUUCAGAAGCCCUCGCUGUCCAUCGAUAUACCACAGAAACCACAGCCUGGAGACUUGCCCCCAAAGCCUCUGCCUCUGGAAUUAACUCAGAAACCUCAAGUGGUAGAUUUACCCCCAAAGCCUGGAGAACUACCCCCAAAGCCUCAGCUCGGAGACUUGCCACCAAAACCGCAACUUGGAGACUUACCUCCAAAGCCGCAAAUGAAGGACCUUCCUCCAAAACCUCAGCUGGGAGAGCUGUUGGCUAAAACCCAGGGUGGAGAAGCAUCACCGAAGCCUCAGCCCUCAGAGGCAAAUCAGAAGUCUCACUCCAUAGAUCUUUCUCCAAACGUACAAUCUAGAGACACCGUCCAAAGGCAAGCAUCUGAAGAGUCUAAUGACAUAACACACGCCCUGCCAGAAACCCCUGUGCCACUGCCCAGGAAAAUUAAUAUGGGGAAAAACAAAGUUAGGCGAGUGAAGACCAUUUAUGACUGUCAGGCAGAUAAUGAUGAUGAGCUCACAUUUGUUGAAGGAGAAGUAAUUAUUGUAACCGGUGAAGAGGACCAAGAGUGGUGGAUUGGCCACAUCGAAGGACAGCCAGAGAGGAAAGGGGUCUUCCCAGUGUCCUUUGUGCACAUUCUGUCAGACUAGUAAAAACAAACAAAUCUCAUCCUAAACUUGAGCAUUGCACAUUCUUCAUGCAAGACGGGCUUUUUAGCAAAAGCGAACGCUGCUGCCUCCCUGUAAUCCUGUGCACAAUUGUAUAUAUAGCUGCUGUUACAAAUUAAGAAUUCAUUUAAGUUUUCACCUCAUGAGGUUGAAUUAUAUGUAUUGUAAAUAUACUGUGUUAUUCUGCCUUUGCCAGUAUUAUGGUAGCCUUGGAACCUGGCACGCCUUAUUGGGUUUGUUGAAGCCAUCCUCGGCAUCUAGCACUUACAUCUCUGUCUAGGAACUGCCAGCUUUCCAAACAUAGGUGGUUUCUGUCAACCAUGUAACUGUACAGAAAUGACUGUUCCUAAUAACUCGGUAUUCUCAAUAUACAAUUAGCAGAAAGUUAGAAUGAGUGAAUGGUUUUGGAGACUUUAAAAACCAGUCUGCAGUUUCUAAGUGUAUGCAGUUUACAGCUAUGAAACCCACUUCGGUAUUUAUUUAAUAUAGUGCUCAGUUCAGUGUAAUUAUGAAGACAAAUAUUCACUGACUUUACAGAUAACAGUAAUGUUUUACUGCGUGCACACAGCAUUUCAUGUUUCUAUGACGUGGACCUAUGCCAAACUGUGAUUGCAGUUCCCCUGUGAUAUUACCUCACUAUCAAAAGUUACCAAUUUCUUUCAUUCGAAAACUUCUUUUAAUGAAAAUGAGUCCUCUUGUUCUUUAGUAGAUAUAUGUGAAAUUUGCUGGUUUCUUUCACUGAAUUCGUAGUAACCAAGGACUUCUAGACAAUGUUAACUGUUGACAUUAUGCAUGCAUUUAGACGCUUACUUGAAACCUGCCUUUGUACAAAAGUAGUACUGUAGUCAUAUAGCUACAUUUGAGGAAAAGAACAUUUUAACUUAAUUGCUAUUCAGAUCAAUGUGAGCUUGCAACAGUAUUUGUUUAUAGCUGAAUUGGCUCUUUGAAAAAUGAGUUUGUGGGGUUUUAUUUUCCUCUUGUCUUCAACCUUACUAAAAGUUAGUGACCUAAAAUAAAACUUAUGUGGUGAUAGAGGGAUAAAUUUAAAUCGUUUUUAAGCACUCUAAAAAGUGGAAGUUAAGGUGACCUUUCAUGCAUUUGAUCAGGCUGUUGAUAACAGAACUCAGAUCAGGCUGGUUUUAGUAGUGUUCACUGAACUGGAAUAGUCUUGAUUCAAAGCACCAAGUAACGAACCAUUCUAAAGCUAAUUUCUAAGUGAAUCUUUGGAAGGCUGCUUUGGACCUGAGGUUUCUUGGAAGCUGGGAUGAAGCUGCAUUGCCAGAAAACACGUACAUGUAUUACUGGAAACUUCUUAUUUCCUAUGUCACUUUCAACACCAUUUUUUACCUUUUGAAGCAUACUACAGUUGUGUUUUUCCCAUGGUUUGUCUGUAGCAGGUUCCAUGACUUUCAUACCUAGUGUUGUGUUACUUGCUUUACACGUUACUUUGGCUUCAGUACCUGGUGCUGCUGUUUCAAAGCAGAUUGUCUUGGCUGCAUGGAAGGAUUUUCAUUUCAUCAAAGCACACCUCAGACCCUCUGAGGGCUUCCAUUUUUAAGUCACUUUUACAAGACUGUAGUCAGUGAAUAUUUAAUUCUGUUCAUGGUUAAUAUAGAAACAAGUAUCAGUCCAAACCCCACAUGGAAGGAAACACAAAGCAUUUAUCAGUGGUCUUAUCAUUUAUAACAAAAGUUUAUGACAAGUAAUAAUAAUCACGCCAUGAGUGAGGAGCCUGCUGGCAUCUAAUCUUCAGUAUUACCAGCUCCAGUAUUUCAGACUUUAGUCUAUUUUCUAUGGAAAGGAAGUCAGGUUUAGCAUUUAUUUAGCAUUCCAUUUUAUCCAUUACUCCAAUGUUUUAAGUUGCAUUAAAGAACAAAACCUAUUCACUUUUGUGGUCAAUUGUAUUUUUAAGUGAUCUUGAAAUAAACUGAUAAAAGCAAAUCAUAUAACGAGAACCUAGGCAUGUAAAAUUAUGUAGAGUCAAAUGUCUAUUCUUUUCUACGCUCUUUAAAAUAGUAUACAUAUGCAUUUUAUAAAAUGAAAUGAGUUCCAUCGGGAACAAUAGUUCUGUUUAUUCUGGCUUCUUGUGGGUCAUAAGAAAUCUGAAAAUGUAUGAUAUUGAUUGAGUUUAAGUACAGUAUUAUAUUUGAACUCAAUGAGCCACUGUCUGCAAUUUUGUAUAUGACAUAGUAUUUGGAAAGUCUAAAUCUUUAUGGAAAAUUAGCUGAUAAAGGGUUGGGGGGAGGGCCAGGGGAAGGUGCCCCCAGAGGGGGAAGUUUGCUCUGCAGAUGAUGUCUUAUUUACUGUUGAACAACAGUUGCUAUUUAUUUUUUUAUUACAUAGUACAUCAACGUGUACAGAAAUCAGAUCUGGUCAUGCCACUAGUUAAAAUCUUGACUUCUCAUUGAAUGUUAAGGUAAAACAUCAGUACACAUGUCUAUUCACAUGUAUUUAAUGUGACAGUUUUUGAGUACUGUAUGUGUUAAUUUCUACUUUUUUAAUAUUUAAAAUUGCUUUUAAAUAAAUGUAUUCAGUUGAUCCCAGAUAUCUGCACAAGGCCCUUUUGUCAACUGGAAUGUCUUCUAGGGAGCAAGUCUGGAUUCCAAACAGGUAGAACUAAAACACUUGAAAUGUUUUCUCUUGACUAUAAAGCACCCCUUAUAUAAUGCAAUUAAAUGUGUAUCUCUUUAACAGCUGUUAAAUAUGGAUGCAAUUGCCUUUAUCUGGAAAACUUUACUUACUAAAGUUAGCAUCAAAACA